AUGCCGACUAAUCUUCCUUCGAGCUUUGCCUCGGCUGCCGCUGGCCAAAACCCCAACUCUAGAAGUGGAAGAGCUGAUGGGAGGGGAGCUGUUGCUGGAGACUGGGCGAGGCGAGAUGGUCGUUCGACUAAUGGCACUCUCACCUUCCGACGGUCAUCCACGACUCCUUUGGGCCAGCCUUCUAUACAGCCACCUGCCUCGACCGACAAUGCAGUUCAGCCUCCAGCCACCGUCGAGCCCUCUAUUACACCUGUCCCCGCGACCACGUCGAACUAUGACCUACCUCCUGCACGUUAUACAAAGGAGGACCUUCUAGACAUGUUCCAGGUGCAAAAACCGGGCGAAGACGCAUCUCGACUUUUUGCAUCCGGCUGGAAUCCAGGUCAGAUUAAUGGACACGCUGCUAGAGGGUGGGGAAAAAGCAACGACAACCACAUCCCACAGGAGCCUGGUGCUUGCUGGGAUCAAACUGGAGAUACCACUCCAAUGGGUUUGCAGGAUAUGUCUUUGGAGGAGAAGGAGGCCUUUACGACAGAAAUCAAUUCUCCCCUUAAGCCACCAACCCAGAACAAAGAGGCUCACCAGGUCAACGCGAAUGGACGAAAGGCUUCGCUGUCCCAAGGAGCCUCUAACAAUUUUGGUGUUAGCUCCCCCUCUUCUGCCACACGACCGGGGGCUCGCCGGCGAGAGACCCUUGAAUCGAAUCCGUUUGGAGGAAGCGCCACGGCCUCACCCACGGCCGCGGGGCGCUUCUCUCGAGACGACCCCUCCUUCUGGUUCCCCCGCAAGAACACUGAUCUCAAGGAAUCCGAGGCGGACGAGUCCGAUACUGAACCCACCUCCCGUGAGGCACCUGGAAAGCUGCCGCCCUUUGCAUCUCUCAUGAGGUCGAACACGGGUGGAAUUGGACCUAUGGGCUCCAUUUGGCCACCAUCUAACCAGACCACGCCCGGAGCCGGAGGAUUCGGCAACUUUGCUCUCCCCUCCUCAUCCGCCGUCGGUGACAAACGCGUGGGUGGAGCGCCUGGUGGAAGCAGGUUGGCCCAUCUCAUGCCCAAGGAUAGCUCGGAAAACGUUGCAGGCAAGGCUGUGGAGAGCCCGAACCCGCUCAACCAGCAGUCCUGGCGAUCUCGUCCCCGAACUGACACGGAUCCAUUUGGCGAUGAUGGUCUCUCAGGCAGCGCUGUUCUUGGGGGAGCGCAGGAUACUGACGCCGCUGGGCUACAACAGGGCAACCGAGCAGGCACUCUAGGCACCCCGAUCAAGGGAUCCACGGGCGAUUUUGGCAUGGCGGGCUUGAACCUUAGUGGCCACGGAGAUGACAAUGGCCCUGUGAGCCCUUCCGAGACUAACCCCUACCGCAGCCCCCCCGCCGAACGCCACGGUCAUGACGACGAGACUGGUGAUGAGAAGUCUCAUGGUGCCAGCCUUCAAGAUGCUCCCUCCAACUUUGGCUCCAUUGGACGCGGCUUUGGUGGUUAUGAUGGAGGCGAUCGUAGCCAAACUUCUAGUGUUGGUGCCAAAGGCUAUCCCUCUCUGAGCACUCUCUCUGGCUGGCCCGCUCCUGGUGGCCCUACUAUUGGUACCCCGGACCGCGAGCGGCCUAACCUGGGUAGUGCUUUUGGCAGCUCUCUAUUCAGCCCUAUUGGCGAUCUUCAGUCACCCGGAUUGUCCAACCUCAACAACGUCUUUGGUCCUGGCAGCGCUGGUGGUCUCGGGUCUGGAAGCAUCAGCCGCGGGAGCAAGAUGGGUUCUCUUUUCCCCGCGGCGAUGCAGGCACAGAUGCAGGCUCAUGAGCACGACAACAACCUGUCUGAUUCCAUGCCCGACCUUAGGCAGACCAACCCUCUCGGUGCCAUUGGCCGCGGCAACUUUGGUAUUCCUUCCCGUGACACGGAGAGCCCAAUGCGAGCUAGCCGCGGUGUGUUUGAGGACCUCUUCCCUUCGGGUGACGCUGCUCGAUCUCAGGGUGUUUUCAGCACUGGUGAGGCUGGCCAUUCCGGUAUCACCGCCACUGCGCCCCAGUCAUUCACCCCCGUUGGCGGCGGCCUGCCCUUUGGAGGUAGCCAAGGUGGUGCUGAAACUCCCGCUGCCCAAGUUCGCCAGAUGGUCAUGCCUGACAGGAUGAGGUGGGUGUACCUUGAUCCCCAGGGGCAGGUCCAAGGCCCAUUCACUGGUCUUGAGAUGAAUGAUUGGUACAAGGCCAACUUCUUUACUCCCGACCUCCGUGUCAAGAAGGUCGAAGAUCCUGAAUUUGAGCCCCUGGGACAGCUCAUCCGACGAAUUGGCAACUCUCGCGAACCAUUCCUGGUUCCUCAGAUUGGCAUCCCUCAUGGACCUCCCACCCAGGCCGGGCCUUUCUCCCCUACAGGGACCACUGGUGUUGUGCCUCCCCUCAGUGGCGUAUUCCCCAGCUUUGGACGUACCCUCACGGCCGAAGAGCAGAACAACCUUGAGAGACGCAAGCAGGAAGAGCAGUAUCUCAUGGUCCAGCAGCGGGAAUAUGUUAUGCGCCAGCAAGCCAUGUCCAAGUUCCAGAUGCCAGGACCCAUGCUCCAGCAUCACUCGAGCGCUCACAGCCUCCAGAGCCAGCCCAGCUUUGGCAGCAUCACCUCCCCAAACCCCAUUGGAAUGCCUCCUCACCAACAACCCAUUGGCGCCGUGCCGCCUUCGGGGGGGUUCUUUGAUGGGCCUGGACCCGUUGGCCCUCAAACCUCUGCACCCUCGGGUUCGGGAAACGGGGAUCCUUUCAGAGACGAUGACCUAGCCAACCUCACCAACGCUGAGCGCCAGGUUCUCGCCUCUCUUCAGACUUCUGGUGCUGGUGCCCCUCAGCCAAUUGGCGCGCCCGCCCCCGAUGCCAACCUCCGUACUGGCCUCCCUGAGACCGAUACGCUCGAACAAGACCCUGAGGGAUUCAAGGAGCGCCUGCAGGAAUUUGAGGAUCUUCGAGCUCAGCAUGAAGCCGAGCAGGCGGCCAGGGCCGAGGAGACCCCCGAAGAUGACAAUGCCGAGGAGAGCUCUCCUGCUCCCGAGACUACUCCUGAAGCCGAACGGCCUGCUGAGGUUCCAGUUCUGACCGGCAAGGCUGCCCGCGCGGCCAAGAAGAAGGCAGCUGAGGACGCAUUGUCUCUCACGCAGCAAGUUCAGAAGACUCAGGCUGCCGCUGCUGCUGCUGCUGCCGCCGCCGCUCAGCCGGCUGAGCCCGACAUGCCGAUGCCUUUCCCUCCUCCCGCCUCCACGGGCACCCCUCUCCCAGCCCCGACCGCACAGCGGGCUCGUUCCAACCUGCCUGAGCAGUACAACCGUUCGCAGACUGGAACCCCCGACACCAGUGCCUCGGCCAAUGCUCAGCCGCCACCCAUGGCUCCAUGGGCCAAGGAUCCUGGCGCUGAGGGACACAAGGGCCCAAGCCUGAAGGAAAUCCAGGAAGCUGAGGCUCGUAAGGCGGCCAAGGCCGAGGAGGCUGCUGCUGCUCAGAGGAAGGCCAUUCUCGAGCAGGAGGCUGCCGCUCUUCGUGAGCGAGAGAAGUCUGCUGCGGCUGCCAAUGCUGGCCUGCCUGCUUCUAGCACCUGGGGUCACGGCUCUCCUGCACCUUCUGCUAGCCCCUGGUCUAAGCCUGGUCCCUCCAAGGGAACUACAUCUGGCUCUACUCCAUCGGGUUCAUCUUCCAACAAGAAGACUCUGGCUGAAAUCCAGCGUGAGGAGGAGCUCCGCAAGGCAAAGGCCAGCCAGGCUACCGUCCAGUCCGGCACCCCUGCCAGCGUAUCCAAGAGCUACGCCAACCUCGCUGGCAAGACCGGCCAGCCGAUCCUCACCAAUGCUGCUUCGGCCGCCGCCGCUGCUGCUGCUGCCGCUGCCGCCCCGCCCCCUGGAAGCGGAUGGGCUACCGUCGGAGCCGGUGGCAAGGUCAAGAUUCCCACCGGCCCGUCCUCUCAGGGUCGAUCGGUCAGUGCCGCCAACAUCAAGCCUAUCUCUUCGCCCGUCAAGCCAGUCUCCAAGCCUGCGACUUCUGGUAACGGUAAGGCCGACACUGGCAACGCCGCCAUGGACGAGUUCAACAAAUGGGUCGGCCAGGAGCUGUCCCGGGGAAUCACUAGUGUUAACGACAUUGCCAGCUUCCAGGCUACCCUCAACAUCCUCCCUCUAGACUCGGGCUUGAUUGCGGACGCCGUCUACGCCAACUCUACCACCAUGGAUGGUCGCCACUUCGCCGAGGAGUUUAUUCGCCGCAAGAAGCUUGCUGAGCGUGGUGUCGUUGAGAAGCAGCCCGCCGAUUCCAAGGGCGGAAAUGGCGGUGGCUGGAACGAAGUUGCUAAGAAGGGAAGCUCGAACAACGCCGCCGGCGUCGCUGCCGGACCCCGUGACGAUGCCAGCAUGCAGGCCGCCGGUUUCAAGGUGGUGCCUGGCCGCAAGAAGGGAAAGAAAUAG
Molecule: messenger RNA, 4431 nt
Organism: Fusarium keratoplasticum
Lineage: Eukaryota; Fungi; Ascomycota; Sordariomycetes; Hypocreales; Nectriaceae
Product: GYF domain-containing protein
Exons: 4
Coding region: 1-4431 (1476 amino acids)
Molecular function (GO): protein binding
Source: RefSeq, a predicted model, not a curated record